AUGAGUGGUGAAUGGGAAUGUGCAGAAUUAACAUCCAUCACCAAUGCAAGUAAUGGUAAAGUCAUAGAAGGUCGUACAUUCAUUGCUACAUGUUCUGCUGCUGGUAAUCCCACUCCAAGUUACACAUGGGAGAAACCAUCAGGAACACUGAUACAAUCAGAAAAGACUUUAACGUUGAGUAAUAUCAAUAAAAAUGAAGCUGGAGAUUAUAUAUGUAAAGCAGUAAAUACAUUGCAUGAUGGUACAACACCAAGUGAUACUUCAUCAGUAAUGGUUGAUGUACAAUAUCCACCGGAGUCUGUAAGUACAAAUCCAGAAUUUAUUGGUAAAAUUGUAGAAGGCAGUGAUUUUACAGCUACAUGCUCUGCCACUGGAAAUCCAACUCCAAGUUACACAUGGGAGAAACCAUCAGGAACACUAAAAGUAUCAGGAAUGAAUUUAAACCUCAAUAAUAUUAACAGAAACCUAGCUGGGGUUUAUAUAUGUAAAGCAGUAAAUACAUUGCAUGAUAGUUCAACACCAAGUGACACAUCAUCAUUAACAGUUGAUGUACAAUAUCCACCAGAAUCAACAUCCAUCACCAAUGCAAGUAAUGGUAAAGUCAUAGAAGGUCGUACAUUCAUUGCUACAUGUUCUGCUGCUGGUAAUCCCACUCCAAGUUACACAUGGGAGAAACCAUCAGGAACACUGAUACAAUCAGAAAAGACUUUAACGUUGAGUAAUAUCAAUAAAAAUGAAGCUGGAGAUUAUAUAUGUAAAGCAGUAAAUACAUUGCAUGACGGUACAACACUAAGUGAUACUUCAUCAGUAAUGGUUGAUGUACAAUAUGUACCAGCAGUAAGUGUUACUGCUGCUGUUACAAUAGUUGAAGGUGAAACCUUAUCACUGAACUGUACAGUAGAUGCCAAUCCAUACGCAACAGUAAAAUGGACUACACCAAGUAACAUUGAUCUUAUCGAACAAACAUUUAUUUUACCAUCAAUAAAUAGAAUAAAAAGUGGUGUAUACACUUGCUCAGCUACAAAUAUAUUUUAUAAUAGUCAACAAGGACAUGGUUCUUCUGAAACGACAGUGGAUGUACAAUAUUUGCCUACUGUUAUAAGUGAAACCACAUUUGCUGGUGAAAUUGGUGAACCUGCAAUAAUGAAUUUAACUGUAGAUGCCAACCCAUCUUCUACCAGCUUCAGUGAAUGGGUGAAUGGUAAUUUAACACUGAGCAGUAAAACUGACACUUCAUCAAGCAGCUCAGUCUAUAUUGAUGAGCUAACUGAAGAUUAUUUUGGAUUCUACAGCAUUACAGCAUCAAAUAGUGUGGGAGACGUCAUAAUUCAGAUUGAGUUGAAAGCAGUAGGCCCUCCUGAACCACCAAAUGAAAUCCUAAUAUUGGAGACUGGAUAUGAGCAACUUACUGUAAAAAUAAUACCAGGAUUUCACGGAGGAGAUGCAAUAAACAUUUUGUAUUAUCUGCAAUAUAAUCUUGUCAAUAAUGCAACUGAUAAGCUAUGGCCGGAAGAUGGUAAAGGGAGUGUGAAUGAAAUAUUGACAGUGACAGGUUUAAAUGAUAACACUACAUACAAAUUCAGGGCUUAUGCUUCCAGCAGCUUUGGAGAUGGAGACAUAUCAAAUACUUUCAGUUUUAAGACAUACG
This is a messenger RNA of Saccoglossus kowalevskii, 1648 nucleotides long. RefSeq names its product basement membrane-specific heparan sulfate proteoglycan core protein-like. Gene Ontology annotation, biological process: cell-cell adhesion. Gene Ontology annotation, cellular component: cell-cell junction; plasma membrane. Gene Ontology annotation, molecular function: cell adhesion molecule binding. Lineage: Eukaryota; Metazoa; Hemichordata; Enteropneusta; Harrimaniidae. The record is from RefSeq and is a predicted model, not a curated record.